GAGAGAGAGAGAGAGGGUUGGGACUGGUGGUCGGAGCCUUGCAAGGCGACGGCGGGCGACUCGAUGUUGAAUUGGAGCUGGGUGGAAAGCUUCGUCAUGGUGGCGGCGGGCGGCAGCAGCAACGAGCGGUGGCGUCCUUGCGUAGCGCUGGCGGUGACGGCCUUGGCCGGACUCGCAUUGGCCGUCGCCCUGGUUGUCUCCUCUCGUAGUGGUUGUCUUACACUACCAUGGUGUCGGGAGAAGCGAAGACAUCCUCUGACUCGGAAGGAAUGGAACAACUUCUCACGCGACGGAAAGCUUCGCGGUGGAGGGAUAAAGUUCUUGGAGAAAGUUCGCAGUGGAGGAGUCGAUCCAAGCAUCAGAGCUGAAGUCUGGCCUUUCCUUCUCGGAGUCUAUGACAUGAACAGUUCGGGAGCUGAAAGGAAUGCCAUUCGAGAGCAAAGGAGGAAAGAGUACGAGAAACUAAGGAGGCGGUGUCACCAAUCUGUGGAUGAAGACGAUAAGACUAGCUCUACCGACGAGACGGAAUCAUCUGACAGCCAAUCUUCCACUGGAGAACCAACCAUGGCGAAUCCAGCAGCUGAGGACUUCGCGACAUGGCAACGCAUCAUCCGCUUGGACGCCAUACGAUCCGAUGCAGAGUGGAUUCCCUAUUCCCCACGUCAAGCUGCGGUCCCCGAGGCCGAAGCUCUCCGGUUAGCUUCUGCCGUUGGUUUGACGGAUUACGGUGACAUGGAGCCAUGCAGAAUCUACCACGCAGCUCGCCUUGUCGCCGUUCUCGAGGCGUACGCGCUCCACGACCCUGAGAUCGGCUACUGCCAAGGAAUGAGCGAUCUCCUGUCUCCCAUCCUUGCUGUCAUGGAGGUGGACGAUGAGGCGUUUUGGUGCUUCGUGGGGUUCAUGAAGAGGGCUCGGCACAACUUUAGGCUUGAUCAGGCGGGCAUCCAAAGGCAACUGCAAGUCGUGUCCAAACUCAUCAAGUUGCGUGACGCGGACCUGUACCAGCACCUGGAGAAGCUCCAAGCCGAAGACUGCGCGUUCGCGUACAGGAUGGUGCUGGUCGCUCUCCGACGAGAGCUCACCUUCGAGCAGACGCUGUGCCUGUGGGAGGUCAUGUGGGCGGAUCAGGCAGCGGUUCGGGCAGGUUACCGGAGGAGAACGCGGUCGGCGCCGCCCACCGACGACUUGCUGCUGUAUGCCAUUGCAGCCUGUGUGCUGCAGAGGAGGAAGGCGAUCAUGGAGAGGUUCAACAGCGUGGCUGAGAUCCAAAAGGAGUUCAACAACAUCGCGGGGCAGCUGGAUAUCUGGAAGCUUUUGGAUGAUGCACAGGACAUGGUGGCCGCCCUCCAUGACAAGAUCGAAUAAAGCUAGCUUGGUUUCUUAGAGGCAUCGAUGCCAUGUUUGUGAUGCAAUUACAUUUCAUGCGAGUGCAGUCAAAGUUGUUUGAUGAAAUAUCUACUUGAAGCUUGUCUAAGGUGGUAGAACUAAAACCUGGUUUGCAGUGUAUUCUACACAGAUUACAAGUUUAAUGUUGAUAUGGUCAAUUUUGA
Musa acuminata AAA Group (dessert banana) is the source of this 1550-nucleotide messenger RNA. Its product is annotated as rab GTPase-activating protein 22-like. The transcript has 5 exons. Gene Ontology annotation, molecular function: GTPase activator activity. The record is from RefSeq and is a predicted model, not a curated record. NCBI's taxonomy places the organism in Eukaryota, Viridiplantae, Streptophyta, Magnoliopsida, Zingiberales, Musaceae. The coding region runs from base 64 to 1365 and encodes 433 amino acids. Gene Ontology annotation, biological process: activation of GTPase activity.